Messenger RNA from Asparagus officinalis (garden asparagus), 1497 nucleotides. Its product is annotated as pectate lyase 1-like. Gene Ontology annotation, molecular function: pectate lyase activity. NCBI's taxonomy places the organism in Eukaryota, Viridiplantae, Streptophyta, Magnoliopsida, Asparagales, Asparagaceae. Bases 55 to 1347 code for a protein of 430 amino acids. The transcript has 3 exons. The record is from RefSeq and is a predicted model, not a curated record.
AUUAAUUAGACAAGCAGAAGGUCAAGUCAAAAAUAGAAGAAGAAAAAAAUUCUUAUGGAUGGAAAUCUAUCUCAAAGCGCGACUCCAUCGCAUCCGCCUGUUGCCGAUAACCAAAAAUGCCAUAGCUAUCAACAAACCCAGUUUUCAAAUACCCUAAACAAACCAGCGCAUUCCCUCCCCGGCCUCAUCACGAAGUUAACAAUGGUCCUCUCUGUAAAACUCUCUCUUUCCUUCCUCGUUCUCGCCCCCCUCCUGGCCCUUGCGAGCUCUAAAUCAAAAGAUAGAAGCUACAUCAACAAGAACGCCAUCGAUCGAUGCUGGAGGAACGACCCUCAUUGGGCUAGCGCGAGAAAAGACCUCGCUUGGUGCUCAAUAGGGUAUGCAGGAAAGAUGAAGAAGCUCGCUGGAUCAGGUGUCAAAUACUAUGAAGUGACCGAUUCAAGCGACGAUCCGGAGAAGCCUAAGGAGGGCACGUUGCGUUACGGGGCUACGACGAUCCCUGGGAAGGUCUGGAUUACUUUCAAGAGUGACAUGACGAUCAAGCUCAAAAUUCCGAUCUUUAUUAGCAACCUGACGGCUAUAGAUGGACGGGGUGCGACUGUUCAUAUCGCCGGUGGGUCUGGAUUGGUCGUCGACAAGGGGAGCAACGUAAUAAUCCACGGGCUGCACAUCCACGACAUACAGUCGACGUCGUCGGGCAAAGUGAUGAUGCCGGCCGGCCGCGUCGUCUCCAUCAGCAGGCAGGAUCUCGACGCCAUCAGCAUCAAGACAUCCACGAAAGUGUGGGUCGACCACAACACGCUGUACAGGGGGAAGGACGGGCUCGUGGACGUAACGCACGGGUCGAGGAGGGUGACCGUCUCCAACAACCUGUUCAAGGAGCACGACAAGGUCAUGCUCCUCGGCCACGAUGACUCCUUCGUUCAGGACAAGGAGAUGAGGGUCACGGUCGCUUACAACCAUUUCGGGCCUGACUGCAGGCAGCGUAUGCCGAGGAUCCGACACGGCCGGGUCCACGUCGCCAACAAUUACCAUGAUGGGUGGUACGAGUACGCCAUUGGUGGGGGUGCCAAUCCUACCAUCAUGAGCGAAGGCAAUUUGUAUAUUGCCACCGACCGCCCGGAUCAUAAAAAAGUCGCGUGGAGAGAAUCAGGCCAUAACUGGCAUGUGAAAUCCGUCGGAGAUGUAUUUGCAAAUGGAGCCGUCUUCUCCCUUCAGGCAACCGACGAAAACACAAAGCCUCCGUACGGUCAAAAGCAGAGGUUCGACGUUGGAAGUGGAAAUGAUGUGCCGGAGAUAACAAAAGAUGCAGGGGCUCUCUCCUGCAGCACUUCGAAAUUAUGCUAAGCAUUGUGGGUUAUUUAUUAUAACGUUAAUCUCUUAUAAACCAGUUGAAUCAUGCUAAUUGUAUUAUAUUGCUGUUUUUACUUUUUAUUACUUCCAUGCGUUUACUGUAAUGUUGAUUUUAUUUAUUCCGUUAAGGGUUUCAAGAUGAAA